This is a messenger RNA of Ailuropoda melanoleuca (giant panda), 1391 nucleotides long. RefSeq names its product vimentin type intermediate filament associated coiled-coil protein (gene VMAC). The coding region runs from base 862 to 1359 and encodes 165 amino acids. Lineage: Eukaryota; Metazoa; Chordata; Mammalia; Carnivora; Ursidae. The record is from RefSeq and is a predicted model, not a curated record. The transcript is spliced from 2 exons.
ACUAGUUCCAACUCAGAAGGUCCUAGGUUAGGAAAGGUUUGACUCACGGGGGUGGGGUCUAAUCCAGGGGCGGGCCUAUCUCCAAGCACAGAUUCGGGCGCGGGGCGGGGCUCCACUUGAUAGGAGCAAGAUGUAACUCUGGGGCGGCACACAGCGCAAAUGUGACCACUCCCAACGCCAUAAUCUGCGUGGGGGCGUGGUCACGCCCUGCCAGUCCCCCAAGCCGAGGUCUGAACCGCAUGCGACUAUUUUGGGGCGUGGCCAGGUUCGGGGGCAGGCAAAGGUACCGAUCCCGGGGCUAGGAUUUUAGCGGGAUACCACCUGUGCCCACCUUGCGGCUGGCUUGUCCAAGCCCUGGGCCGGAUGAGGUCCGCUGUAGACUUGAGGGCGUAGCCAGAACCGGAGACACGCCCCAAAGAGGACUUGGCCAAUCCGGAGCUGUACGUUUGCUUAAGGGGCGUGGCCGUGGCCUUUGGGGUGGAUCUGAGCGAGGCGAAGCCUGGGGCGUGGCCAGGCUACCGGGACCUCAGGACCCGGACCAAUGCUGGUGUUGGCUUCUCAGUGGGGCGGGGCCUGUCUCGAAGGAGUGACAUUGCGGGAGCCUGAACUGGGCGCGCCGCCGAGGGCUCAGGCCCACCUGGGGGCGUGGUUCGUCAGGACCUUGGCCAGUCUUAGAGUUAGGCCGGGCUCAGGGGCGGAGUCUCGAAGUUCCGGGACCAGUGAGGGGGUUUGGGUUUGAAGAGGGCGCGACCCGUCGUGCCGCGGCCAAUCGCGCCGAGGUCCUGAGAGGGCCUCUGGGGGCGUGGCCAACCGGAGGCGGGGCCCAGCCGGUUCCGGGCCUCCUGGGACCGCGCCGGGGCCAUGUCGGCGCCGCAGCCGCUGCAGAUUCGCGAGGCGAACGCACACUUGGCGGCUGUGCACCGACGCGCCGCGGAGUUGGAGGCGCGGCUGGACGCGGCGGAGCGCACAGUGCGCGCCCAGGCCCAGCGCCUGGCCCGCCACGACCAGCAGCUGCGCGCUGCCCUGGACGAGCUGGGCCGCGCCAAGGACUGUGAGAUUGCCGCUCUCCAGGAGCAGCUGCUGACCUCCGAGGCCACUGUCCACAGCCUGCAGGCUGCUGUGCGCCAGAGGGAUGAGCUCAUUGGGCAGCUGCAGCCCCGGGCGGAGCUGCUGCAGGACAUCUGCCGUCGCCGGUCACCCCUGGCCGGGCUGCUGGCCACCCUGGCGGAGGCUGAACGCCUGGGGCCCUUGCCAACCAGCCACCCACUCCCUGGUGGGCCCAGUCCACGCCUUGCCAACAGCACUGGGGAAGAGGAGAGGGACCACCUCCAGCCUGCAGUGUUUGGGACCACUGUGUGAGCCCUGGAACACAGAUUACACAAUGGAGACAG